Corapipo altera (White-ruffed manakin) is the source of this 959-nucleotide messenger RNA. RefSeq names its product glutathione S-transferase omega 1 (gene GSTO1). Lineage: Eukaryota; Metazoa; Chordata; Aves; Passeriformes; Pipridae. The transcript has 6 exons. The record is from RefSeq and is a predicted model, not a curated record. Gene Ontology annotation, biological process: glutathione metabolic process. The coding region runs from base 98 to 826 and encodes 242 amino acids. Gene Ontology annotation, molecular function: glutathione transferase activity; glutathione dehydrogenase (ascorbate) activity. Gene Ontology annotation, cellular component: cytoplasm.
CGCCCCGGGGCCUCCCUCCGUGGGCGGGGCCGCCGGCGCUGGGGCGAGGGAGGCACGGUGGGAGGAGGCGGAUCGUGGCACAUCGCAUCGUAUCGGGAUGGCGAACGAUCGCUCCCGCAGCCUGGGCAAGGGUAGCGCGCCGCCGGGGCCCGUGCCCGAGGGGCUGCUGCGGCUGUACGGCAUGAGGUUCUGCCCCUUCGCGCAGAGAACGCGCCUGGUUCUCCGCGCCAAGGGCAUCAGCCAUGAAGUAGUCAACAUCAAUCUGAAGAACAAACCUGACUGGUUCUUUGAGAAGAACCCCUCUGGGCUGGUCCCUGUUCUGGAGACCAGCAAGGGCCAACUGAUCUGGGAGUCCCCAAUCACUUGUGAAUAUUUGGAUGAGGCAUUUCCAGAGAAGAAGCUGAUGCCUUCAGACCCAUAUGAGCGAGCCCGUCAGAAGAUGAUGUUGGAAGACUUCUCAAAGAUAACACCCUUACUUUUCAAGCAUGUGUUGGCAGUCAAAGAUGGACAAGACACCACAGCACUGAAAGCAGAGAUUGCUGAAAAGUUUGGCAAAUUCGAAGAGAUUCUGUCCAAACGCAACACUGUGUUUUUUGGUGGGAACUCCAUCUCUAUGCUUGACUACAUGAUCUGGCCAUGGUUUGAACGCCUGGAAGCAUUCCAGCUGAAAGACACUUUGAAUCACGCACCAAAGCUCCAACGCUGGAUGGAGGCCAUGAAGGAGGACCCUGCUGUCAAGGCUAUAAUGACUGACACACAGACAUUCAAAAACUACCUCCAGCUGUAUUUGGUGAACAGCCCUGAGGCAUGUGAUUAUGGGCUCUGAGGUGCCAGUAGGCAUGAGCUUGCUAAAGUGUCAGUGCUGUUUUUCAGUACGGCGACUUAGUGUAAUUUGAUGUGGGCUCUUCUGUGGUUGCAUUUCAUGAUUGGGAAUAAAUCUGUGCUGAAAAGCUGAGAAA